Messenger RNA from Betta splendens (Siamese fighting fish), 3198 nucleotides. RefSeq names its product protein phosphatase 1, regulatory (inhibitor) subunit 2 (gene ppp1r2). Gene Ontology annotation, biological process: regulation of signal transduction. The transcript has 6 exons. The coding region runs from base 276 to 926 and encodes 216 amino acids. The record is from RefSeq and is a predicted model, not a curated record. NCBI's taxonomy places the organism in Eukaryota, Metazoa, Chordata, Actinopteri, Anabantiformes, Osphronemidae. Gene Ontology annotation, molecular function: protein phosphatase inhibitor activity.
ACAUUGGCCGACCCGCUAGUAGCGCUGUUGCUUCGACAGUCAGCGAAUAACCGGAGACAUGCUGAACCACCAGUGCGCGUCGGAUCCCGCCUAGCCUCCUUGAGUUUAUGGGAGUUUAUUGGAGUUAUGACGAGGAGCAUUGAUGCGGUUGAAUUUGUGCCGGUGUUGGGUAAUUGAGUCGCAGAUUUCACAGAAGCAAAUACCCAUAAUAAUAAAUCAGUUGAAGGAUCUAGGCGAGCCAGCUAGCCGGUCUGUGUGACAGUCAGCGUGUGGGAAUGGCAGCUCCCCGACCGAUAAAAGGCAUUCUGAAAAACAAGAACAGCGGGACAAACGUAAAAACGCUGCCCGACGAUGUGCCGGCAGAGAAUCCGGAACAAGCCCCAGGACUCUCAGAAGAUGACCAACAGAAGAAAUCCCAGAAAUGGGAUGAGAUGAACAUCCUGGCCACGUACCAUCCAGCUGACAAAGACUAUGGUCUGAUGAAGAUAGACGAGCCCAGUACACCUUACAACAGGAUGGUGGGAGAGGAUGAGGAUGAGGGGGCACUGAGCGACUCAGACGGCCACAGUGGACUAGCUGCCGAUGACUUGGCAUCAAAGCUCGUGGAGGCAGAGGGCUCGGACCCUCGAUUCAUGAAGGAGGAGGAAGAGGAAGAAGAGAGCAGUGAGGAGGAGGAAGAGGAGCUGAGUCCUGAAGAACAAGCCAAAAAGAAGCAUUUCCAGAUGAUGAGGAAGAUGCACUACAACGAGGGCCUGAACAUCAAGCUGGCCCGCCAACUCAUCGCCAGUGAACUAGAGGAGGACGAAGAUGCAGAUGAAGAGAUGAGGGACGACACAGAAGAGGCGCGGGAGGACACAGAGGACACAGAGGAGACGGAGGAGAUCAGUGUUGACCCACCACAGGAAGCUGAUUCUCUGGAUUCGUAGAUGAGGCCUCUCCAUGUUCGGCCCAAUCAGCGCCUGCUCAAGACCCAGACAGACACUGAUGCUGAGCUCUGUGUCUCAACGCUGGGCCAGACAGCAGACACUGCUUCACCACCUAUUAGACAACACUCAACAGCCAAUAACCUCCCAGUCACCCGUCUGUCUCUGCAAUUUUUAACCUGUAACAGACACACUGGUUUUAACUCUUUAAAUCAGUACAAUCCACAAGUGAAGACACUUUGUCCCAUCUCCUCCUUUCCUGUUGCCAAUAAUUUCCCUCUCGCCUCUUCUGCACUGAGGAGUAUGUGAUUCUGACUCUGAGAAGAAGGUCAGCUCCUUUAUAAAAAAAUUUGGAUAACCAGGACUUCCAUCUGGCCACUCCACAGUCUCUUUGCUGGCCACAGAGCCACCAUGCUAGUCUUGGAGGAAGCCAGGGGAAACCCCACUCACCGAAGGCAUGUCCUAGACAUGACACAGCGCCUGUUUUGGGUGCACGACAGACGACUUUUACUUGCUUUAUGACCCACCACUCUGUUGCAUUUCCUUCUCAUUUUCAGCACCUGAUCUGAUAAGAAAGAUGUUCUGAUACUAUAAGUUGUUUCCCUCCCAUUACAUGGAUUACCCGGUAACACGGUGCCACUGGCAUAAUGGUUUAGUGGUUGGGUUUUUGUAGUAGAGUCCAUGCAGGACAUAACGUUCCAAAGCUAACAUUGUAGAAACAAUACAGACGUUUGAUGCUGAUGCUUGCAGUCAGUGCAACGCUUUAUGCUCAAGAUCAAUCACAUUGUACACUCUAGGAAUUACAUGAUGUUUUCGCUGAGAGAGAGCACACCUCACCAAAUCUCAUUCAAAUUCUGGCAAUUUUACAAACAUGUUUACCUCAGAAUCACACCCCAAGGUCUUUUCUAAAUUGAGUCCACUGAUAAAAUGUUCAGGUUGUCUGUAGAGGCGUUUUUUUUGGUAAACAAACUAAACUAAAUGUAUUUUUGCAUUUGUUGCUCCUGCACAUGAGGUUAUUUUGUGAAAUAUGAUUACAGGACAAGUCAAACUGUCAGAACAGAUGGGUUUUCCUGGUAAUGAUAUUGCCAAUAAAAAUAUUGUAUUUUAUUUAAGUUACUGUGAGGGAUGGUGCCGAAGUACCGCACAUGCUACUGAUGAACAAAACCUUGUUUGUUAUCGGUUAAAAAAUCUCCCAUCUUGAACAAGUUACAACUUUGAGCAUCAGGCUCUUGCGUGGAUCUGACAAAAGAGGAACCAGCGCCCACUGUGCUCUCGCACAUCAUACUUAAUGUCUGAUCUACCUAAGUGUCUGGGAGAUGUCAAAGAAAGACGCGUUGAUGCUACUGACUUUCAUUAAAAAAAAAGCAAACAAUUGUGGUACAGGAAGGCGUUUUGGAGGAUUUUGGUUUCUACACGUGUCCGAAAGAUACUUUUUAAAUGUCAUCUUUGAUGGAGUAUUGAUGGGAAUAAAAGAAAAUAAUGGUCUAAUAAAGGCAAGUUUGUGCAGAGUUAAUCCUUGGCUACACACUGCAGUCUCACCCGACUGUUCACUGGUGGGAAACCUCAGUGUGUCUUUGUGUUGUGAGCUUCUCAUUUUCUUCUGACCCUUUAAUUCGUCACUGUGAUUGAAGUGUUGAUCUGUAUUAUGGAAGUACAAAUGAUCAUAGACCAACAGUAUGACUUCUGCAAAUGUUGUGCUCAUUAGUGUUUGGUGGUGUUUUUGGUGGGGAUGAAAAGAAAAGCUCCUUAUCACUUCCACCAGCCAGCAAGACCUUGAUGUAGGACGUGGUUGUUCAUCAUUCAGUUAUGGAGAAACUGUCGACAACACUACAUCGGCCGCUGAAUUUGUAAACCGGUAGAAUAGUCAGUCGCGGGGAAGCUGAGAUAACAGAUCAUCUAAUUCAAGACAAAAGGACCAGAUUGUCCAACAAACACGACUUGACGUGAUCACCGCUCGGCGGUUAUUACCUGUCAAAAAUGUGCCUCUUAUGUAUUUAUGUACAUGUGUGUAAAAUGAAACCGGCUGAGUUCCUUGUUGCUGUUCUCUAGUUUUACUGCAUGUCUUGCUUUUUGUUUUUGCACCACUUCUGACCUCUUUGUUUGUUUUCUAAAAAUGAAAGACUGUUAAACAGUCCAAUGACUCUGCACUGUUUGUCUCAAGAAUGUUUUUUCUUUUUUUUUUUCAUGUAACCCCAAUUUGCAUGAUCUUAAUCAUCAGAUUGUGUGCAUUCGGUUUUAUUUUUGUCUCCUAUCAUUAAACGGAUGUUGUUAAUAA